Molecule: messenger RNA, 2608 nt
Organism: Erpetoichthys calabaricus (reedfish)
Lineage: Eukaryota; Metazoa; Chordata; Cladistia; Polypteriformes; Polypteridae
Gene: sytl4
Product: synaptotagmin-like 4
Exons: 18
Coding region: 369-2402 (677 amino acids)
Biological process (GO): exocytosis; intracellular protein transport
Cellular component (GO): exocytic vesicle; plasma membrane
Molecular function (GO): neurexin family protein binding; small GTPase binding
Source: RefSeq, a predicted model, not a curated record
UCUGCGGCGCCGGCAAAGCCCAUGAAAAGUUUCGAAGAAAAGUGAAUUCUGUCUUCCGGUAUCAGUAAUAGUUUAUCUCACCUGCUCCCUCCCUGCUUCGCUAGUGUGAGACCAGCAGUGUCAGCGCGGAACUUCACAAUGAGAAAGGUGGAGUGACUAAACGCCGAAGAACUCCAUUAGUACCCAAGCAAGAAAUGAAAAUCAGAGAUUCAUCAGAUGGCACUGAAGACUCGACUAGUUCAAGAUUCCUUUAGAACUGACACUUCAGUUGCCUGUAGUGACUGAAUGAGAAGGAAAACCCACUGCAAAGUCCUUUUUUUUUUUUUUUUCUUUUUCUUCUUUGACGUGGCAUUUCACAAAUUUCCAGCAUGUCACAGGGACAUGAGCUCAUUAACCUUGCCUUCCUUACGGACCAAGAGCACGAUCUGAUCCUAGGGGUUUUGCGUCGAGAUGAAGAGUUACGUAAAAAGGAGGAAAUGCGAAUUCGAAAGCUGAAGAUGGAACUACAAGAUAUCCGAAAGAAAGGUGCCAAACGUGGGAGCAGAAACUAUAGCCAGAAAGCCUGUGCCAGAUGUCAGAAUGCACUAGGGCCAUUCAGCUUUGGUGCUGGUCAGUGCCCAGUCUGCAGCCACCAAGUGUGCCAGAACUGUCGUGUGACAACCCCAAAAGGUUCCUGGAAAUGCACUGUUUGUAUGAAAGAGUUAGACCUGAAGAAAGCCACAGGUGACUGGUUUUUCGAUCAGCAAAUAAAUCGUUUCACUAAUGCUUCUGGGUUUGAUCUUGUGCGGAAGUCUUUGAAAAGGAAACCUCAACCCAAUAAGAGGGAGACCACGACAGAAGUACAACAGCAGCAACAGGCACAAAACAAGCAGUCUGCUUCAUCUAGUCCUAGGGCCAAGCAUCGUGCACUCAAGACAAAGAAUGUACUAUUUGAGAACUCUGAGGGUGCAGAGCAACAGAAGAGUGAUACAGAGUCAGCUGAGUCCCACCAAUCCACACCGGUCUUCAAGAGGAGGGGUUCUUUGGGAGAUGCUGCUGUGCCUCAAAGCAUACCCGUGAAUCUGAACCCAGAAGCUUUCACAAUGUCCACUACAACUUCAAAAUCUCAUCAGGCUGUAAAGUCAGAAGAUUCUCCUUCAAAGAAAAGAAGUGAAGAACCAGCAGAUGACACAUUAUUUACAAAAAAUCCAAAAACAAUUGCUUUGUCUGACUAUGCAAGACCCAAGUCAGUGAUUGAUUUACGUUCAGAAGUGCCACAGAUUGAAGAGAACACUAUGGGUGACCGAAGCAAAUCAAUGCCUGGCCUUGACAGGGAUUUGGAUGAAGAAGAAGAAGAUAUUGACAGUUUGGUUGAAAUUCACCGUAAAUCUGCAGUACGGAGUAACAGUAUUCAUAGUAGAGCAUCAUCUGGUACGCUUGGAAGCAUGAUGAGUAUUUAUAGUGAGGCUGGUGACUAUGGUAAUGUGGAAGUUACUGGAGAGAUUGUGUUUUCAAUGAGUUAUGAUACGAAUGCUCAGACACUCUGCAUCUUCAUAAAGGAAUGUCAUAACCUUGCUUAUGCAGAUGAAGUAAAAAAACGCUGCAAUCCAUAUGUCAAGGCCUAUCUGUUACCAGAAAAGUCCCGCCAAAGCAAGAAAAAAACUGUUGUCCGAAGCAAAACUGUUAACCCUGUUUACCAUGACAAAAUUGUGUAUAAUAUUAGUCAAAGUCAGCUAAUAAUGAGAACCCUGCAGUUAUCGGUGUGGCACUAUGACCGUUUUGGUAGAAAUGUCUUCUUGGGAGAAGUGGAACUGUCGCUGGAUACUUGGAACUUUAAGGACACUGCAGAAGAAUGCCUGCCACUGCACUCAAAGGCUUCGUCCCAGUCUAGCGCCUAUUCACAUUACAAAGGAGAGCUGGUCAUUUCCCUGAAGUAUGUUCCUCAAAGUAAACUGCAGCCACAAAAAUCCAAAAGUAAGAAGGAUGAAGGAGGAGAGCUACAUGUUUUAAUCAAAGAGGCCAGAGGUUUGACUGCAGUGAAGGCAGGAGAGACUUCUGAUAGUUUUGUUAAAGGGUAUCUCUUGCCCGACAGGUCCAAGAAAACUAAAAAAAAGAGUCCAGUGAUAAAGAAGACCCUGAACCCAUAUUAUGACCACACUUUUGUGUACACUGGAGUGUCAUUUGAUGAGCUGAAGGACCUCUGUCUGGAGCUUACUGUGUGGGACCGAGAAGCAAUGUCUAGCAAUCAUUUCUUAGGCGGCAUCCGACUAGGAUUAGGCACAGGGAUGAACAAAGGACAGCAUGUCACCUGGAUGGACUCAAAAGGGGAGGAGGUCAGUCUGUGGAAGAAGAUGAUGCAGUUCCCAGACUCCUGGGCAGAGGGCACACUGCUCCUGCGUUCUACAAUGGGACUUGUGAAAUGAGAAGUCUCCCCAGAUGUCACAGGCAAGGAGUUGUUCUCACUGAGGGUCAUUUGUGAUUAAGAUGUGGCUGGUGGUUUCUAAGUAUGUCAGCCAUAUGGAAAAGGACAAAUGUUUGUACAGAGUAUCACUCCUUUUAUAUCUGUCUGGGAUCUCUUGUACCAAUAAACCAAUAGGUCACCCUUUAAUAAAACAAGUUUUUAAUUAAA